This is a messenger RNA of Notodromas monacha, 2719 nucleotides long. The record is from the annotation of a GenBank genome assembly. Lineage: Eukaryota; Metazoa; Arthropoda; Ostracoda; Podocopida; Cyprididae.
UCUAAUGUAAAUUUGCUCGGUGGGAACACUUCAUGCGACGUUCACACGGAAUCAAUAGAGUGCGUGACACAUUUUUUUUCGUUUUUGUGCUACGUCAACCCACUUCGAUGUUUCUCUUUCGUGUUUGUGGCACAAGGUGAUCAGUUCAUGCUUGACUUGCGCGACAGGGAGACGUGUCUCAACGGUGUCUGUGAGAAAAGUACUCUUUUCGUCUACAAAAAGCAACGUAGUCGAAUAAAACACUCCGCAGAAAAAAUCCACGUGUGCGAAACUUACGGUAAAAAAAAAAGUUAAAUAUAUGUUGACGAGGUUUUUCAUGAAAUUUCGCCUACAAAAAGCGACGUACUGUUAUUCGAAGAAAACAUUAUGCAGAAAAGAUCCACCUGUGCGAAGCUUACGGUUUACAGAAAAAAAGUUGAAUUUAUGGUGACGAAACUUUUCAUUAGAUUACGUCUACAAAAAGCAACGUAGUCAAACAAAACAUUCUGCCGAAACAAAUCCACGUGUGCGAAACUUGCGUUAAAAAAAGUUGAAUUUAUGUUGAGGCUUUUCAUUAGAUUUCAUCUACAAAAAAGCAACUUGGUCGGAUAUACAAUUGUGCAGAAAAAAACCUCCUGUGCGGAACUAGCGUUUUUACCGAAAAAAAAUGUUGAAUUUAUGUCACCAUUCUUUUCAUUAGAUUACUGUAUGUGAUUUACGAAGAAAGUUCUGCUGCUAUCUAAUGAUCAGUUACUUUUUUCUCGGGAAUAUAGAAAAUUAAAAUUACAGUAUAUUGAACGCCUUUACCCUUCUAUUGACAGGCAUUUUAUGAGAAAAAAAUCAAUUAAAAUUACGAUAUGAUUAAUGCGUUGAAUGGGUUAUAGGAUUCCGCGCGCAGUUUUAAUUUUCGAAACUUCACCCUAUUUUAUGGGUUCUAAAUAUUUAGAACGUUUCUAAAUACUGUACUGUACGCAUAUUGAAAAAUCACCAAAAUUUCCGUCCACGGAUGAUGGAAGGAGAACAAAAUCGACCACCAUUGUGUCGCCUAUUUCGUGUAUCAUCCUACCCUAAAUUCAGUGUAAUGGAUGUAAUGACGAUUUUCUGCGUCGUCUCAGUGCAAAAAAUUGCCUCAUAAAUUCAACCCGACGAACUGUAUACUGUGUUACUGUCCGAUAACUGCGAAGGUUCAGGUUAUUUCUCCAAGUUCAUUGAACACCUGAUUGAUGUAAUAGUGACUAAAUUUCAUCCCCAUCAAUCCGGUGAGGGAAACUGUAAAAAAGUUUGAAACACCAAAAAGAAAAAAUUCAGGAUAUGCUUUUCGACGAUCUGAUCAUCUGAACUGUUUUAAUUCUAAUUAAAUUCAGUCGUGUACUGCGAAAAGAACAAGAACUGUUGGCAAAAAGAAGUGAGCUGCGCGAAGAAAUCCGACAACCCUCGUAAAAUCGACAAAACAAAGCAAAUACGGGCACGAGCUUACGAUCGCGGCAUAGUCCCAAUUCUUAAUGUGGUGUUAGUAUAGUAGCGUUUCAUGGUCUACAUGAAGAAAAACUUGAACAAUACUGUAUAAAGGUUUCUUUUGUUCUCCUAAAAAGUGCAGCGGCCAUAUGAGAAUUUUUUUGGCAUAUUUCGCGCGCUUUUAAUUUCGGAGUAAUUUAUCUACUGCUUUUUUUUUUCUCAAAGCGAUUCUGAAAUAUAUUUCUGGUGAUAACGCAGAGAAACUUGCUGACGAACUUGAGAAAAUGUCGGACACUGCCAUGGAACACAACAGAUCACCUCACGUUGCUGCUGUGAUUUUGGCUCGCGGUGGAAGUAAGGGAAUCCCUUCGAAGAACUUGAAAGUUAUCGGAGGUCAUCCCCUGAUUGCUUACGCAAUUCACGCCUGUUGCAACACGGAGGAAAUCACGUCCACGUGGAUUUCGACAGACUCAGAUGCUAUUGCAGAAGCCGCCGAAAAGUACGGGGCGAAAGUUCACCGAAGAGCAGCUUACACAGCCACUGACACCGCGUCUUCCGUGACUGGAGUCAAGGAAUUUCUCGAACACCAUCCUGAGGUGGACAUCGUAGUGAUGGUUCAAGCGACGUCUCCGCUCAUCAUACCGCAGUACCUGAAGGAAGCGGCCAGAAAAAUGUUGGACGAAAACUGGGACAGCGUGUUUUCCGUCACACGCAUACACAAAUUUACCUGGAAAGACGUAACUGGGACAAAUGAAUCCACUGUGCCGCUCAACUUCACCCCAAGCAAACGACCGCGUCGUCAAGAAUGGUCUGGUAUGAUGGUGGAAAACGGCAUGUUCUACUUCUGCAAGGCUUCCAUAGCGAAGGAAACGUUCUACCAAGACGGAGAAAGAGUCACUUUCAUUGAAGUACCAGAAUCUUUGAGCCUGGAAGUGGAUACACACAUAGAAUUGCACCUUGCAGAACAAAGUUUACUUUUCCUUGCCGAUGAGUUGGGAGCAAAAGGUGGAUUGAGACCUGUCGUCCCGAAAUGAUGCCAUUCGUGGGCCACAAAUGUUGCGAAGAUCUUCAGAUGCGUUGAAAGACUUCGUUUCGUACAGCACAACAGGAUUCCGAAUGAUACAAAUUUUUGUAAUAUUUUUGGGUGCAAAGGUUGCGGGGAAAAAAGGAUUGUUCUUUGAAUGCGUCACAAUUUUAGUUGAAUCACAACGAAUUGCGCGUGAAACCUUUGUUUGAAAUAUAAGAAAAGAAGUUGGAUCCUUCAUCUGCUUGAAAGGUGAUCAAA